AUGACGAUUGUUGGACUGAUGGUCCAACUUCACAAUGGAAAUGUUAUAUUCCAACAAGUACGAGAGUAUCUAUCUCAUGAAAAGGCAUACCUUGUAUCCAGAGCCUUCAUAAAUCAAAUAUCAUCCUAUGACAAUGCAUUCAUAUCAAGGGGCUCAACAAGCCAUCUGACAGGAUCGAUCGUAGUGAUGAAUAUGUACCGAGUAUAUUAUAUGAUACUGAGCGAGGUGUUCAUACUCGCCAUUUCACAUGCCAACGAUAAUCCAUACGAAGGCUCAUUAUAUCUGGCACGAACGAAACGACUGCUCACUACAUACGCCAAGGAGAUCAACGAAGCCCAGAUGACGCGCAAGUACAACGAGAUAUACUUUGGCAUGGAGCGUGUGCUGUUUGGCGAGGACGCCAGCGAGCUGCACACCAGCAAGCUGACCGAGAUGCAGCCUCACUACAUGGAGUCCAAUGGAUGGACGACGAAUGGCAACGGACUCAAUCACUCGGGUCAGAUGGUCAACUCACCGCCAUCAUCGUCGUCGUCAUCGCCACUCAGCUCAUCAUCGUCAUCGGUCAACCUGGGCGUUGCCGUGGGAGGAAAGAUCUUGGACUCGCCGUCCACCGCGCUGAGCGGAUCCAAACAGGGUGGUGCGCCAUUGGCCGCGUCAAAGAGUGAACAGCAACGACAGUUUGACAGCAUCUCCAAGUUUGAGGAUAUCAAGCUCAAUGGCAGUGGUGCAGCGGCGACGUUGCCUCUGCCAAAGACGGCGGACAAACAUAUCUACGACCCACCAGCCUCGACCAAAUGGAAUGCAAAGACCAGUGUGCGAGACACCAUGUCGACUCGAGUCUCCAAUCGUAUCAUGUUCACACUUCGUCAUCCGAAUGCAUCGAUCAUCAGCAACACCUCACCGACUCUAUCAUCAUCGCCUCCAAACAACAACGAGGAAUCAUACCGAUCGUCUGACGACCCAGAUCCAUUCUAUUCACAGCCAUCAUCAAAUAGCAAUCACAAGGAUAUCAGUAGUAAUAUAGAGCAACAGCAGCAUAGUAAGACGAAUGGUACGACAUCACCAACAAUCCCAGAUCUGACCAACAAUGACAAACAACAGCAACAACAAAAUCACAACAACUUUGCAGGCUAUGAUCCAACAUCAAUCACACCUGAGCGAUCACCCUCUGUAUCAAUACCAAUCCAGAAGUCAAAGAUAAAUUACCUUUCAUUCUAA
This is a messenger RNA of Acytostelium subglobosum LB1, 1218 nucleotides long. RefSeq lists its product as hypothetical. The record is from RefSeq and is a predicted model, not a curated record. The transcript has 3 exons. NCBI's taxonomy places the organism in Eukaryota, Evosea, Eumycetozoa, Acytosteliales, Acytosteliaceae. Bases 1 to 1218 code for a protein of 405 amino acids.